AAACAUUGUCGCUACUGUUAACCUUGGUUGUAAGCUUGACCUCAAGACUAUUGCACUUCAUGCUAGAAAUGCUGAAUAUAAUCCAAAGCGCUUCGCCGCAGUCAUCAUGAGAAUUCGAGAACCAAAAACAACUGCCCUAAUUUUCGCUUCUGGAAAAAUGGUCGUCACCGGGGCAAAAUCCGAAGACGAUUCUAAGUUAGCAAGCCGUAAAUACGCUCGCAUUAUUCAAAAACUUGGUUUUAAUGCAAGGUUCACGGAUUUCAAAAUUCAGAACAUUGUUGGUUCGUGCGAUGUCAAGUUUCCUAUUCGUCUGGAAGGUCUCGCUUACUCUCAUGGACAUUUCAGUAGUUAUGAACCUGAAUUGUUCCCUGGUUUGAUCUACAGAAUGGUAAAGCCAAAAAUUGUCUUACUAAUCUUUGUUUCGGGAAAAAUUGUUCUUACUGGUGCAAAGGUUCGUGAAGAGAUCUAUCAAGCAUUCGAGGCUAUCUAUCCAGUAUUAACUGAAUUUAGAAAGCCAUGA
Messenger RNA from Racocetra persica, 520 nucleotides. The record is from the annotation of a GenBank genome assembly. NCBI's taxonomy places the organism in Eukaryota, Fungi, Glomeromycota, Glomeromycetes, Diversisporales, Gigasporaceae.